Molecule: messenger RNA, 1553 nt
Organism: Podospora pseudocomata
Lineage: Eukaryota; Fungi; Ascomycota; Sordariomycetes; Sordariales; Podosporaceae
Exons: 5
Coding region: 618-1484 (288 amino acids)
Molecular function (GO): methyltransferase activity
Source: RefSeq, a predicted model, not a curated record
CAUCAGCGUUGGCCUCUGAGUGUGUUGACGACGACGACGACGACGACGACGACAACAGAGUGAAAACAAUCAAAGCUGUCGCAGAGUUGUUGGAGAGGCUAAGGGAAACUCGCCGGGGUAUUUGAAUUGUGAGUAGAUAUUCACAGUCAUUUGAGUUUGCUAGCGUGAGGGUUGAGGUGAAUAUGUGCCCGAUAUGUUUCCGGAGAAGAGGGAAGAUGUGCGUAUUUAAAUGUCCAGAGUGGAAGGACAAAGAGAUCACAAGAGUUCCUGACGUGUAGAGAUAUUUCAUUAUCAGAUUUCGCACUUUCUGAUUUGAUUAGGUAUGUGGUGUUGGAUUGUGAAGUUGAGGUUGGAUUCAAGGUUGGAACUUUCGACAGCCACAAGGAAGCUCUCGCUGGGUUGGAUCACAACUUGCUUCUACGACUAUCACUGAUGAAAAUCACUAACCAGAAAUCAAUCAAUGGGCGGGAAUCCAGAUGCUAACGAGAAUGCUUUCCCAGAUAUUUGUACUCCAUCACCACGACCGGCCCGUCAGCACCGUUCAACCAUCCAUAUCACUGACCUGCUGAUCACGUAGCCAGCUGGCUCUCCUCAGCCGAAACCCUCACCAUCUCAACAUGGCCGAUCACCCUCACACUCACGGUUCCCAUCAUGGCCACUCCCACGGACACUCUCACGAUCAUGGUCGCUCCCACGCUCACGGCCACGGAGAGACUCAAAACAGGGAGUACUUCAAUCAACAAGCAUCCUCUUACGACUCCAAGCACGAGAAAACCCUCGACAAGCUGGUUGAAGAGAUCAGGAAGCGGAUCGAUUUCAUUGGUGUUGAGUGGGCUGACGAGGAGACCUCCGGCGACGAGGAGGAGAAAAAAGAUAACAACAGGGAGAAGAAGGAGGUGAGGGAGGUGAGGUUGUUGGAUUAUGCUUGUGGGACCGGACUUGGUGAGUCUGCUCUUACUCCGUAUACCACCCAGUGUGUCGGCAUUGAUUUGUCCGAGAAUAUGGUGGCUACCUACAAUGCCAAAGCCGCAAACCAGGGCCUGACCCCCGAAGAAAUGCACGCCCACGUCGGCAACCUGUGCCUCCCCACUGACUCCCCUUCCUACCCCACCCAAACCCAACUCUUCUCCUCCUCCGACUUCUUCUCCUUCGACCUAGCAGCCAUCUGCCUAGGCUUCCACCACUUCGACGACCCUCCCCUCGCAGCCCGCCGCCUCGUUGAGCGCCUCAGGCCCGGCUCCGGCGUGCUCAUGAUUCUGGACUUCCUCCCCCACGAAAAGAUGGACGCCUCCCAUCCUGCCUCUGGCACUGUCAUCCACCACGGCUUUUCCAAGGAGCAGAUCCAGAAGAUCUUUGAAGAUGCCGGAGCAGGAGAGCAUUUCGCCUUUGAAGAGCUGGCGGUUGUUUUCAACAAAGCUGCGGGGACGAGGGAGGAGAUGAAGAGGAAGAUUUUCAUGGCCAGGGGGACGAGGAGGGCGGAGUAGAGUCAUGCCAUGCCGGUGAGGGUCAAAAUCAGUGUUGAAGGACUGAACAAGAUAGGAUUGUAGAAUGAA